Messenger RNA from Striga asiatica, 372 nucleotides. NCBI's taxonomy places the organism in Eukaryota, Viridiplantae, Streptophyta, Magnoliopsida, Lamiales, Orobanchaceae. The record is from the annotation of a GenBank genome assembly.
AUGGCUGGUAAAAUGGUAGGUGGAUUUCAAGAUUUGCUGCCAUUCAUGGCCGAUAAACUCGGCGGGGAUGGAUUAAUCGGGGAGCUUUGUAAAGGGUUUAAUCUGUUGGUUGAUAGGGAAAAAGGGCUCAUCACCUUUGAGAGCCUGAAGAAAAAUUCGGCCCUUUUGGGGCUGCAAGAUUUGAGGGACGAUGAGUUGCAGAGCAUGGUGAGGGAAGGAGAUAUCGACGGCGAUGGGGCCCUCGACGAGAUGGAAUUCUGUGUGCUGAUGUUCAGGCUAAGCCCUGAGCUGAUGCAGCAAUCCGAGGCCCUAUUGGAGGAUGCUCUAGAGCAGGAGUUAAGGGCUGCUCGUGAAUGCUGUAAAAGAAAGUAG